This is a messenger RNA of Trichomonas vaginalis G3, 528 nucleotides long. Its product is annotated as histone-lysine N-methyltransferase family. The record is from RefSeq and is a predicted model, not a curated record. The transcript has a single exon. Lineage: Eukaryota; Parabasalia; Trichomonadida; Trichomonadidae. Bases 1 to 528 code for a protein of 175 amino acids.
AUGGCUCCGAGCGUCAUUGAUUAUAUAAAUGAUGGUACUUUGUUUCAACAUUUAGAAGGAAGUAAUCUAUUCCAAGCUUUAGAAAAUACGACACUCAAACAAGAAGAAUAUCAAAAAUUGAUUUCUUUGUGCAUUAAUCAUGAUAAUACAGGCGAUUCUAUCAAAUAUAUCUUUAAGCCACAGGUGGUGUGCAAAGAAAUAGAAUAUCUGGUUUCUCUUCUUGAAUUCAUGCGUGAUAAUUUAGAUUUUAAAUUAUGUCAGUUAAUAAUAGAUACAAUGUCAUAUUUAGUUUACGAGAAGAAUCAAAAAGAAAAAGAACUCGAAAAAUUUAAAGAUGAUCUCAAAUUAUAUUUUGAUUCAAAGAAAAGUGAUCUGGAAUUCUCAGAAAUUUAUCAUGAAUUCGGAUAUUAUUCUAUUUCAGAACCAAUGAUCAAAGCAGCAGUUGAAACUAAGCUCAGUGAAGAAAAAGACGAAACAGGAAAAACAAUUCUUCUAAAAGCAGUUUAUGAUGGUGACAUGAUCUUGUAA